AUGGCACCUCACUCUGCGGGACCGUCGACUCCCGCCGCAACAAUCACUGCACUCGACGAGAAACUCACAGACGCAGAUACCAAGGCGCCCGCCCGAUUCUUCGACGAGCACCACCUUACCCCAGACAACCUCCCAUACUGGCUCGUGAACGUCCCCCACGCACAGUGGUUAUCUGAAUGCCCGCCCUUUCUAAAAGAUCAACCUCCAAAGAACAUAAAGUGCCUCUCUACGCCGGACUCAAACUACCAAAGACAAAACUGGGAUGUGGUACAAGAGAUAAUCCGGACGAACCGGAUCGAUCGCUUCCAGCGCGUACCCAGUGAUUUACGCAAAUACCUAGAAUAUACAGCGCAUAUCAAGGCGAAGUAUGGAUCUGUUAUGAGAUUCGUGGUUAAGGAAAGACUUGGAUGGGGCGAUGGGGACACAAAAGACUUGAAGCCUCGAGGGGGGCUGUUCCAGUACACCGAAGACAUAUGUACAUUAUACAACGACUGGCCUUACGGUAUUGACACCGACAUUAUUCACCUAGUCGUAUGGACCAAGUUUGAGCUCCCUGAUGAUCCAGCCACUGGAGAACUCACAGCGGAGGCACACCAAGCUAUCGACCAAUACGUCCAGCAGACUUUCUGCUCCCGGGUACCAACCGACCAGGUGGUAUGGUUCAAGAACUGGAAGUCGCUCAAGUCUGUUCACGCUGUUGAACAUUUCCAUGUCAUGCUGCAUCAACCAGAUAUGGCAUUUGUGAAGGAGAUUACUCGUGGAGAUGUCCCGUUGAUCGAAAAAGUGACUACAUAUUGA
Molecule: messenger RNA, 798 nt
Organism: Penicillium angulare
Lineage: Eukaryota; Fungi; Ascomycota; Eurotiomycetes; Eurotiales; Aspergillaceae
Product: GIG1 family protein
Exons: 3
Coding region: 1-798 (265 amino acids)
Biological process (GO): N-acetylglucosamine metabolic process
Cellular component (GO): cytoplasm
Source: RefSeq, a predicted model, not a curated record